AUGUCAGAUUCCUUAAGUACUGAGACGAUUGCCAUACUUGAAGCAUGCCAAUUAUUCUCCUCUUCCAUGUGGAAUGAGAAUGGCAUCUUAGUAAUUGAAUCAGACUACCUUAAAGCGGUAAAUUGGAUCAAGAACCCCAGUAGCGCACCAAAGCCUUUUGAAGGUUUAGUUGGUAAAUGUAGGUGGGCAAACGAGAGAAAAAAAGUUUUCUUUUGUUCUCGGGGUGUGUUCUUGAUUGUGAUGGAUUCUAGUAUAGAAAUCAAGGUGACAAAUCCAAAGAAAGUAGACAAUGUGGUGCAUCCCGCAGCAGCAUCGUCGUCACCACAGUCAUCCGUGUCAUCUCCGUCGCGUGAUGGGCGGGGGAAGGGGCCGCAACUGGAGGAGGAGCGGAGUCAAAACAACCGGCGAGGACAGCAAGGACGACGGUUGGUGAAUGUCACGCCGUUUAAAAAUUGGGUGUCUUGGCUUAUUCCGGCCUUUGUUUUGGCCAACGUAGUCAUUUUUCUAAUCUCCAUGUUUAUCAACAAUUGCCCCAAGAAUUCGACAUCUUGUGUAGCUGGGUUCUUGGGAAGGUUCUCGUUUCAGCCGAUGAAAGAGAACCCUCUCCUUGGCCCUUCUGCUGCUACAUUAGAGGUAAUGGGUGCCCUGGACGUAAUCAAAAUUGUUCAUGAGCAUCAGGCAUGGCGUAUGGUUUCUUGUAUAUGGUUGCAUGCUGGCGUUUUUCACAUACUUGCCAAUAUGUUGAGUCUUGUAUUUAUUGGAGUUCGGCUCGAGCAGGAAUUUGGUUUCGUGAGAAUCGGACUGCUUUAUCUAAUUGCUGGUUUUGGUGGGAGUUUGAUGUCAUCUCUUUUCAUUCAAACCGGCAUAUCCGUUGGUGCAUCGGGUGCCCUUUUUGGUUUACUAGGUAGCAUGCUUUCGGAACUCAUCACAAACUGGACAAUCUAUGCAAACAAGUUAGCAGCGCUGUUGACUCUUAUUUUCAUCAUUGUAAUAAAUCUAGCAAUGGGAGUCCUCCCACACGUGGAUAACUUCGCUCAUAUCGGGGGAUUUCUUUCCGGUUUUCUCCUCGGAUUUGUAUUUCUAAUCCGUCCCCAGUUUGGAUAUGUUAGCAAGAAACAUGUGCCUCCAGGAUACAUUGUAGCUUCUAGUAAACCUAAACACAAGCCGUACCAGUAUGUCCUCUGGCUUGUCUCUCUGAUGCUAUUGAUUGUCGGAUUCACAGGUGGCAUCAUCCUGCUCCUUCAAGGGGUUAAUGUGAAUGAUCACUGUUCUUGGUGUCAUUAUCUGAGUUGCGUCCCGACCGCAUUGUGGAGCUGCAGAUCACAACAGCAAGUGUAUUGUGAGUCAGUCAAAUACGGGAAUCAACUGAACUUAACAUGUAUAAGCAAUGGGAAAAGCGGCAGCUACUCUUUAUCGGGUGAAAGCACUUCCCAGAUUCAACAGCUAUGUUCUAAGCUCUGUAGUUGAUGAUGGAUGCACAAGCAUGUAUAGGAGAAGAUUUAUAUGUAGAGAACUGUU
Messenger RNA from Hibiscus syriacus, 1518 nucleotides. Its product is annotated as RHOMBOID-like protein 1. Bases 1 to 1467 code for a protein of 488 amino acids. The transcript is spliced from 7 exons. Lineage: Eukaryota; Viridiplantae; Streptophyta; Magnoliopsida; Malvales; Malvaceae. Gene Ontology annotation, biological process: proteolysis. Gene Ontology annotation, molecular function: serine-type endopeptidase activity. The record is from RefSeq and is a predicted model, not a curated record. Gene Ontology annotation, cellular component: membrane.